AUGUCUUUGAGCAAUUUUACUGAUCAAUCUUCACUACUUGCUUUGAAAGCCCAUAUCACACUCGAUCCACACCAUGUAUUAGCAGGUAACUGGUCCACUAAAACCUCCUUCUGUGAGUGGAUGGGAGUCUCUUGCAAUGCUCAACAACAAAGAGUCAUAGCCUUGGAUCUUUCCAACCUGGGUCUGAGUGGAACCAUCCCUCCAGACCUUGGAAACCUCUCCUUUCUGGUCUCUCUUGACCUUAGCAGCAACAAUUUCCAUGGUCCUGUACCUGUCGAGGUGGGUCAGUUGACUAGUUUGCUAUCAAUGAAUCUGCAAUACAAUCUCCUUAGCGGACAGAUACCACCCAGUUUUGGAAACUUAAACAGGCUUCAAAGCUUGUUUCUCGGAAAUAAUAGUUUUACUGGAACCAUCCCUCCUUCCAUUGGCAACAUGUCAAUGCUUGAAACUUUGGGUUUAGGGGGCAAUCAUCUACAAGGAAACAUUCCUGAAGAGAUUGGUAAACUUUCGACUAUGAAGAUAUUAGAUAUCCAGCGUAACCAGCUUGUGGGUGCAAUUCCUUCGGCCAUCUUCAACAUCUCUUCUUUACAAGAAAUUGUUCUAACCUACAAUAGUCUAUCUGGUGAUCUCCCAAGUAGCAUGUGCAAUCAUGAGUUGUCUGCAUUACGAGGCAUUCGUCUAGCAGGUAAUCAGUUUACUGGACCAAUUCCAUCCAAUCUCAGCAAAUGUGGAGAGCUUCAGACUUUAUCUUUGUUUUUCAAUAAAUUCACUGGAGGCAUUCCAAGAAGUAUUGAUAGCUUAACAAAGCUUACUCUAUUAUCGCUUGGUGCCAACAGCCUUAGCGGUACCAUCCCUGAAGAAAUAAGUUUUCUUCCUAGUUUGGAGUAUUUGUAUCUCUGGAGCAAUAGCUUCGCCGGUCCAAUUCCGUCAGCCAUCUUCAACAUCUCCACUUUGAAGGAGAUUGAUCUUGGAAAAAACGGAUUUUCUGGAAGUAUGCCACUGGAUGUCAUGUGUGCUCAUCGUCCAUCACUUCAACUAAUCGGACUUGACAGUAAUAGAUUUACCGGAACCAUACAUGGAGGAAUUGGAAAUUGUACUUCACUGAGGGAACUACAUUUGAGUAGUAACGACUUGACAGGUGAGGUACCAUGUGAAAUUGGUAGCCUUCAUACUCUGAAUGCGUUGAAUAUUGAGUACAACAGCCUAACCGGCCACAUUCCUUUUCAAAUCUUCAAUAUCUCGUCAAUGGUUUCAGGCUCACUAGCAGGGAACAACUUAUCAGGAAAUCUUCCACCAAACUUUGGCACUUAUCUUCCCAAUCUUGAAACGCUUAUACUGUCAAUUAAUAAGCUUAGUGGUAUUAUUCCUAGCUCCAUCGGCAAUGCUUCUAAGCUUAGGACUCUGGCUCUUAGCAAUAACAUGUUCACCGGCUCUAUACCUCAUGCACUUGGGAGUUUAAGAUUCCUUGAGAGACUCUAUCUAGGAACUAAUAAUUUGAAAGCUAGUACAUGCAAACUCAAGGGCAACAUUCCUACUGAAAUUGGAAAUUUAAGUAACCUUUAUCAGUUAUCCUUGAAGAACAAUGACUUAACUGGAACUAUUCCCCCGUCAAUUGGACAAUUACAGAAGCUCCAAGGUUUGUAUCUUCCUGCCAAUAAACUACAAGGUUCUAUCCCAAAUGAUAUUUGUCAGCUGAGGAACUUAGCUGAGUUAUAUUUGGCAAAUAAUCAGCUCUCUGGAUCUAUACCAGCAUGCUUGGGUGAACUUGCUUUUCUAAGAAAAGUCAACUUGGGCUCCAACAAACUAAAUUCCACAAUACCUUUGACUUUGUGGAGCCUGAAGGAUAUCUUGGCUUUGGACAUGUCCUCAAAUUUUCUAGUUGGCUAUCUACCAUCAGAUAUGGGAAAUUUAAAGGUUCUGGUAGAAAUAGAUUUGUCAAGGAAUCAAUUGUCAGGUGAAAUUCCAAGUAGCAUUGGAGGCCUCCUAGAUUUAACUUUUCUCUCAUUGGCUCAUAAUAGAUUUGAAGGCCCCAUAUUGCACUCAUUUAGCAAUUUGAAGAGCUUGGAGUUCAUGGAUCUAUCCGACAAUGCUCUAUCUGGAGAAAUACCAAAAUCGUUAGAAGGAUUAGUGUAUCUAAAAUAUCUUAAUAUGUCUUUCAAUAGACUAUAUGGAGAAAUCCCCACUGAAGGGCCUUUUGCAAACUUCUCAGCUGAAUCUUUUAUGAUGAACAAGGCACUGUGUGGUUCACCAAGGCUGAAACUCCCACCCUGCAGAACUGGCACUCGUUGGUCUACCACAAUUUCUUGGCUCCUACUAAAAUACAUCUUACCGACAAUUGCAUCAACACUACUUCUCUUGGCCCUCAUUUUUGUGUGGACAAGAUGCAGAAAAAGGAAUGCAGUGCUUCCAACUCAGGCAGAAUCAUUACCUCUAGCAACAUGGAGGAGAAUUUCUUACCAAGAAAUUUUCCAAGCUGCAAAUGGAUUUAGUGGAGGCAAUCUACUUGGUAGAGGAAGUUUUGGAUCAGUAUAUAGAGGAACUCUUUCAGAUGGGAAGGAUGUUGCCAUCAAGGUUUUCAAUUUGCAGGAAGAAGCAGCAUUCAAGAGCUUUGAUGCAGAAUGUGAAGUAAUGCGCCAUAUUCGUCAUCGAAAUCUAAUCAAAAUCAUUAGCAGCUGCUCUAACUCUUACAUUGAUUUCAAAGCAUUGGUACUGGAGUAUGUACCCAAUGGAAGUCUUGAGAAGUGGUUGUAUUCUCACAACUAUUGCUUGGAUAUCCUGCAGAGAUUAAAUAUAAUGAUAGAUGUCGCAUUAGCUAUGGAAUAUCUUCAUCACAGUUGUUCAACACCUGUUGUUCACUGUGAUUUGAAGCCAAGCAAUAUCCUGCUAGAUGAAGAUUUUGGUGGGCACGUUGGUGAUUUUGGUAUUGCAAAACUCCUAGGCGAAGAAGAGUCCAUGAGAAAAACACAGACCCUUGCAACCAUAGGGUACAUGGCACCAGAGUAUGGUUCCAAUGGAAUAGUUACCACUAGUGGCGAUGUCUAUAGUUAUGGUAUCGUGUUAAUGGAGACAUUUACAAGGAGAAGGCCUACAGAUGAAAUUUUUUCUGAAGAAAUGAGCAUGAAGAACUGGGUGAGGGAUUCACUAUGUGGUUCAGUUACUGAAGUGGUGGACGCCAACUUGUUAAGAGGAGAGGAUGAACAGUUCAUGGCAAAGAAGCAAUGUAUAUCAUCAGUCUUGGGAUUGGCUGUGGAUUGUGUAGCAGAUUCACAUGAGGAAAGGAUCAAUAUGAAAGAUGUUGUAACCACACUCAAGAAAAUUAAUCUCACAUAUCUAGCUAGCAGCUAUUGA
This is a messenger RNA of Vitis riparia (riverbank grape), 3348 nucleotides long. RefSeq names its product putative receptor-like protein kinase At3g47110. The record is from RefSeq and is a predicted model, not a curated record. Gene Ontology annotation, molecular function: protein binding; protein kinase activity; ATP binding. NCBI's taxonomy places the organism in Eukaryota, Viridiplantae, Streptophyta, Magnoliopsida, Vitales, Vitaceae. The coding region runs from base 1 to 3348 and encodes 1115 amino acids. Gene Ontology annotation, biological process: protein phosphorylation. The transcript has 5 exons.